GCAUAUUCUCAUACCUGUCUUCUCGGCCAAGCCUCGGUACGGUUUGAUUAACGCCGACAGUCAGAUUAUGCAUGGUUCUUUGGAAAGGGAGUUCUUCAAAUUGAAGAAGUUUUACUAAGGUGGUGAUCAAGCCAAAAAUGGCUGAUGGGGAAGGGGAUUUGAAGAUAAAGCAGUCAAUAUACUCCGGCUACACAACGGUACCUGAACUCCCUCCAAAGGUUGUCAGGAUAUUUGUCAGCUCAACCUUUGUUGAUGCUGAAGCGGAGAGGAAUGUGUUGUUGAAUGAAGUAUACCCGACUGUUUGGUGGUGGUGUAAGAACAAUGAUCUUGACUUCCAGCUGGUUGAUAUGCGAUGGGGUGUCCGAGAUGAAGCAUCUACUGAUCACACUACCUCCCAGAUCUGUCUCAGGGAGAUACAGAAAUGUCAGAAUGUCUCGAUGGGGCCAAACUUUCUGUUCAUCCUUGGUCAGCGUUAUGGCUAUCGUCCCAUACCAGCCACUAUACCUGCUAGCAUGUAUGGUAUUCUCAGUGAACAUGUCACCAAUGGGGAUCACAUCAAUCUUCUCUCAUCGUGGUAUCUACGGGAUGAUAACACAGUUCCUCCCGUCUAUGUUCUUCAACCGAUCAUGGAGCAGGUCAGGAAGCAGUGGUCAACCAUCUCCGAUCAGCUCGUCAGUAUACUCAGGAGAGCAGCUUCCGAUGCCGGGAAGGCUGGACAGAUCACUGAGGCUGAGAAGCAAACAUUUUUUAUGUCAGUGACUGAACAAGAAGUGAGAGAGGCACUUGAUUCCAAGAAUCCUGAUGAUCACUGUGUAGGGGUAUUGAGAACAAUCACAGAUCUGGAGGAGCAUCUUGGAAAAACAAAUACCAGCAAGUUCUGUGAUUUAGAUAGUGAGAACAGGGUGCAGGGGGAUGCUAAGGAACUUCUAGGAGAUCUCAAAGACCAAUAUGCAACAAAACGCUUGAAUGAGCAGAACAUUCACCAGUUCAAUGUGAAGUGGUCUCCCAAGGGUGUUGACCCCUCUCGUUCAGAUCAUAGAACCUACCUUGAUCAGUUCUCUAAUGCUGUAACAAACAAUACCAUCAACCUCAUCAAGAAUGCCAAGACAAAGUACACCCACUACGAACUAAGUAAAGAUGAACUUUUCAUAGAAGUCUGUAACCAUGCUGAAUUCUGCCGUUCCAAGUGCAUCAACUUUCACGGCUGUGAGGACAUCAUCCAUGCCAUCUUCGAGAAAAUCAAAGAUGAGAAGUUCAGGAAGCCCAUUGCGAUCCACGGUCCAUCCGGAAGCGGGAAGACAUCCAUCAUGGCUAUGGUACAGGAGAAUGCUCAGAAGCAUCUUGGACAUCCUUGUGUGGUGGUGUCCAGGUUUCUUGGUACUACCUCUCAAAGCUCAACAAUCAUCAAUGUCAUCCUGUCCAUAGCAAAGCAGAUAUGCGCUGCUUAUCAAAUCUAUGACAGCAGCGAACUUAUUGAGAGGAGGCCAAAGGAACUUUUCCCAUAUUUUCAUUCGCUUUUGGAGAAAGUCUCCUCUACCUGUGACAGGCACCUGAUCAUCAUGCUUGAUUCUCUAGAUCAGCUUGAAAGUGCCCAUAGCGCUCAUAGAUGUCUAUGGCUACCAAGAAACCUUCCUCCAAAAGUCAGUGUAGUGGUGUCUACUCUUCCUGACAUGUAUGGCAUUCUUCCCAAGCUGAGACAGCUCCUGGGUAAUGAAGAAUGUUUCUUGUCUGUGGAAGCCCUCUCAGAAGGAACUGGAGAUGAGAUCAUGCACACAUGGAUGCAGGGUAUUGGGAGAGCAGUGACGGAAGAACAGAAAAAUAUCCUCAAGAAAGCAUUCCUGAAAUGUCCCCAGCCUCUCUUCUUGAAGCUCCUGUUUGAAGAGGCACGUCGAUGGGAGUCUUAUACUAAGGUCAAGGAAGAGGACUUGGCUGUCACUGUCAGGGAAGCUAUCUGGAAACUCUUUGAGAGACUUGAGAGGCAGUUUGGCUAUAAGCUGGUGUCCCAUGCACUUGGUUACAUUACUGCUGCAAGGAGUGGAUUAUCCCAUGCUGAACUGGAAGACAUUCUGUCUAUCGAUGAUGAGGUGUUGGAUGAGAUUUACCAGUACUGGUCCCCUGUGGAUCCUACCACAGUACGCAUUCCAUCCCUGCUAUGGACACGGCUUAAAUACGAGCUUGAGGAAUACCUUGUUGAAAGACAAGCUGAUGGAAGGGUUGUCAUGGUCCUCUAUCACAGACAAUUUAAAGAAGCAGCUGAAGCCAGGUAUCUGAAUGAUCCUGAGAUAGCAAGACAACGUUACCAGGUUUUAGCUGAUUUCUUUGAGGCUAGGUGGAGUGAUAAGCCAAAGACCCUGGUAUUGACACAGAGACAUGAGACCUUACAAGCGUAUCGUAAAGUGGCCUCUCAGCCUCUCAGAUUUGAUAAGGAAUUUAACCAGAGGAAGAUCAGUGAGCUCCCAUACAGUCUACUCUUUGCCAAAGAUAUUCCAAGGUUUGUUGAGAGCACUUUUGGUAACUUUGAGUUCAUCCUCACAUCCAUGCUAGCCAACUCAACUCAGUAUGUGAUUGAGGAAUUGUCCUGGGCCCUCACAUAUCCCAACAUCCUAGGCUCUGAGGUUUGUACUCAGCUUGGACUCCUACAAGACACACUCAGACUUGCCAAACCUACUCUAGAGUUCAAGAACAACACUCAGCCCGUAGCCAUCGAGCUUCUUGGACGAUUGAGCUACUUUGAAGGACAGUACCCUGACUUGAUUGGUCGAGUGAUAGCGGGAUGUAGAACAUGGUGUCAGGAUACUAACAAGCUUCUUCUCAUUCCUCAGAUGAGCUUCUUCCCUACCCCUGGAGGACCAAUGCGCACUACUCUCAUUGGGCAUCAUGGUGACAUCUGUGAUCUGUCAAUAAGUGAUGAUGGUCGCUAUCUGGCAACGUCAGAUACAGAGGGAGCUGUGUACAUUUGGGAGCUAGGCUUAGAUGAAUUGCUCUACUCUGUGAAAGAUAUUCAAGGCAAGCCUGUGAGUCAUGUGACCUUCUCACAUGACAACCGAUGGUUUGUGGGAUACAUCAAGGAGUCUAGAGCCAUUCAGGUGUGGAACAUGCAGAGUGGUGAUCCUUCUUCAAGGAUUGUCAUUGACAGUAAGACUGAUGAUCUAGGCAAGAGAGAUGAUCACCAGACUUGCAUCAUCUUGCCCGAGAGCUCUGAGACCAUUUUGUUCGGUGCAGCAAAGGAAGUCAAGAUAUACCUUAUCCGAUCUGGUGCCCUGCAACACACCAUCAGUGUACCCAGUGGUGACAUCAAGGGACUUUGUUUGUCUUCAAAUGACCAGUACCUACACAUCAUAACACAGAAUGGUCACUUCCUCACUCACAGCAUGAUGACCUAUGAACUGCUCUUUGACCUUCACCCUCAUGAAGGUCAAGUUAACUGCAUUACGAAUACAGAGCUUGGACAUGUAGCAAUUGGAUAUGUCGAUGGAACAUUUUGCUUAAUUCAACCAGAUGAGAACAAGAAUAUGAAGGGAGUUGUGGCUUUGACAGAAACUGUGUUUGAACAAAAGCCAGUAGCCGGUCUGUGCAUCAAAGAAGAUUUGAGCUUGUUGAUAGUAGCGGCUGAUAAUAACAUCUACGUCUGGGACUAUGUGAAGAAGUGUUUACAGAGCACAUUACAAGGUCAUGAAGAGUCCAUCGAGAACAUUGAGGUCGCGACUGAAAGCAGUCUUCUAGUGUCCGGAGGUUAUGAUGACAUCAUCAUAGUGUGGGACUUGAUCAGUGGGACCAAGGUUCAAGUCUUAGAUGGUCAACAAAGCGAUAUCUCUCUCCUCAAACGGCACAAUAACCAACUUGCAUCUGCAUCCUUCAACACUCCUUACAUCAAGUUAUGGGACAUCUCACCUCAAUACCUGUCACAACACCAUCACAAGUUUAUUGAUAAGAAAGACAUGGCAGCAAUAACCAAAGAUCUUCAGUAUGUGGUCCAUCAGCAGUUCCCGGAGAAACCUACGAUUAGCAUCUGGGAGAGUGAUGCUAUGAAAAGUGUGCAUUUAAAGAUGAGAGACGAUGAAACUAGCAGGGUAACCUGCUUUGCAGCAACUGACACUGCCCAAACUGCGAUUGUAGGAUGCUCGGAUGGAUGUGUAGUUAUUGCAGAUCUGAGACACAAGAAGGUCUUGAAUGUCCUUCCAGGAGACAAAAUUGCAGUUGCUUCCAUAGCAGUCCGUCCAGAUGAACGAUACAUAGCAGUUGCGUAUGCAAAUGAUACUGUCCGGGUAAUAAACAUUCAAUCUCUGAAGACUCAGCGGCAGUUUGACCUUGAUGUUAAAGGCAACACCUCCAACAUCUGCCUUACCUUGAUGGACAUUCUGGUGGUAGCGAGUGAUGCAGGACUUGUCUAUGUGAAACUGACUUCAUCCAGUGAUUUGGUAAAGCUGGAAGGGAACCAGAGUCCUAUCAAUUGUCUAGGAGUUAGUCCUGAUGAGCGCCAUGUGGCCUGUGGAAUGGAAGGUGCCAACGCACUUGUCUGGGAUCUUCAGAUGACCAGAGUGGAUUUGCAAAUCAGGGCCAAGUCGGUCCAGCACCUUUGUUUCACCAAAGACAAUGAAUACCUUGCGACAACAUCUAAUGAUAAGAAAGUAUGUUUGUGGCGACGUAGCAACGGGAACCAGCUUCUUGACAUCUACAUCUACUCUAACCUGUCCUGUCUCGCAGCUAUAGAGGGCGCUCUAAUAGGAACUACGCAGAUUGGUCAAGUGGUUGCCAUGGAAAUCAAGGAUCGGAAAAAGCAAGCACUGAAGAGGCAGACCUCAAGGACAUGUGCCAUACUGUAAGCGUUUGAGUUCUGAAUUAAACUAGAAAUAGAAAUAUCACUCUGGAUGGUAAGUAGAAAUAUCACCCAGGGUGAUAAAUACCCCCUCCCCUGUGAAGUGCACGCUGCAUUUUAUAAGUAUUGCUCAAGAAGUGAGGAAGUAAUUUAAUGUGCAACAUUUUACUGAUUUCUUGUAGUAAUAGGCUGAAGCUGUUCAAAUAGAUUACCUUGCAUAUCUUCAUCUUAAGACCAACACAUGUAUGCCAUAUUUCAUGGACCUUGCAUAACAAAUGAAGAAGUAUUUCAAGCCGCAAGAUUUGAAAUGGACCGACUGGCCAACCACCUGAAAACCUGCCGAUUCUUAUACACACAUACCCUUCAUUUGGCAGGGGUAUAAUGGCUGAAAUAUUGGGUACUCCUUGCAAUAGGUUGUUACCAUCAUUCAUGGCUCAAAAUUCCUCAACUUUUCAAAACAUUAAGAAAUGAUGAUUCACUCAUUUCAAAAUGAACUGAAAAUAACAAACUGAUCUAACCAAAUAUACAUUCUAUAUUUGAUUUAUAUUGUAUAUCAAGUUUCCAUGUUUUUGUAUAUUUGUUGCAAACCCUUCCUUAAUGAUAAUGAAAUAUGCAAUCAAAAUCAAAAGUGUAAAUGUGUGUAUGUAUUUUGCAAGGGAUGAACAAAUACUUAUAUUUUUUCAGUACUGUAAAGUUUGUCACAGGGUUUUCUGGAUGGUAUUAUUGACUUUUCUUGUUCUUCAUAUGUAUACACCAUACUUACUUUUUGUAAUGUAUGUAGCUGUUUCUUAAUGUGUGUGUACAGCUUAGAAUAUGCAAUUACUAACUUAAAUAGAUAUGUCAAAAAAGAGUAUGCAAUUACUACAAGUAUUCUGAUAUCAUUGAAAUAAAUGACUCAAUGGGGCAUUUUUUGACAAAUUUAAGAUUUAUCAAGAUCGCUCUCAACUAUCCCCAUAGUCGCAACACAAUGACAAAAGGGAAAGAAGCAACAAAGCAACCAAAUUUCUGUUCAUAUUUUGACUUAUGUGCCCUUCAUCUGAGCCAAACAAACACAUCAUACGAAGAAGUGCCUUAGGCAGACAAAGCCAGCAUGGUAUUGCAUUGUCAUCAAUGUAAAAAAUAUGAUAUAUAUUGUUCUUUUAUUUAAAUUUUUUUUUUUACCUUUUGCUAUCCAUUUGCCAUUGUCAUGCAUGAUAUGUGCAACUUCGGUUAAUCUUAAUAUCUUUGAAACACCUCCAUGUUAUUGUAAGUGAUUUCAUUCUGAAAAUGAUUAAAGGGUUACAUCACUGCCAGCUAGUGCCUAACUGCUUUUGCAAUAUUUAAACCAUGUUCUUUCAAUUUCAAAGGCAUUCCAAAUUCAAUAUCAGAACUAUAUUGUUUUUGUUCCAUGUAUUUUGUGUAAUGUGCAUAUAUACAGGGUAUGUACAAAACACUACAAAGAUUAUGCAAUAUUGUUAACUUUUUUAUGAGCAAUGGAGUUUGACCUAUAUUCUUUUUUAAGUGUGAUGUAGGUAGAUAUCUAAAGGCUGCUCAGUAUGGGAGUUUGAUACCCAUUGACUUCUCAAUUACAUGUAAGACAUAUAAAUACAGAAGUACGUAAGACAUGAGAGUCUAUUCAUUUCAUAUGAUAAUUUUAUUUUCAAAUUUAAUUUAGUAUUUGCAUUUAUACAAUUUGAAAUCAAAAUUGAAUAUAACUCAAAAUUUGAAUUCUACAAUUUGAAAUGUAAUGAUGUUGUCUUUCAAAACGGCAGAAUUUUCAACAUAAUAUUAAUAUACAAAAUUACUUGAAAAGGGUCCUUUUAGGAUUAUCAAUGAUAACAUUUACUUUGUUUUGGUGUAUGAUUAGCUUGACAUUUGUUAUUCUCCAUGAAGUUACUUACUUACUAAAUAGUGAGUUGUCCUAAUCAAAUUCUUAAAAAAUUCCAGUUUAUUGUAAAUUGAUACAAAACCUUGUUGAUAUUUUUAGCUUCAUACAUUCCUUAUGCAGCAAAUAGGGCUAUACAUCCUUUGAGUGGAAUUGUGAAAAUCAUGUUAACUGAUACUUUAUUCAUCAUACCUUAAUUUACAAAAAAAAUAUAUAUUGUUCAAAAGUUGAUCUUUGCCACUAACGUUGAUAUCAAUUUGUCAAACCAUAAUAUUGUCAAUUAUGCCAAACCCUUAGUCUUCCAGUUUUAUUAAAUCAUCAGAUGGGACCAAACCAUUGUUCUGGCAGGUUGUAUUUUUUCCGUUCUUGUAAAAUAAAUGAACAUUUGAUAUGUUAUUAGCCCCCACAAUCAAUGUAUUUUAUGUUUGGUUUGUUUUUAAGUGCAAUUAUGAUUGCAAGAAUUUGUGAUGUAAGGUAUAUUUGUAGUACCAAAGAAAAUUCUUAUUUGUGAAAUGCUGACAGAGUAUGUUCCACUUAAUUGUCGUUUAUUGUCUUACCUGUUCAAUAUUACAUGUAGGUAAUUAACAACUUAGUUUAAUUUAUAUAUUUACAGUCUUUCUGAUAUAUUAUGUCUAUUGUCUUUCAUUUGCAAUUGUGUGUAUAAUACAUGUGGAUGUAUAUAUAGAAAUUAUUUUAAUUUUUUCAAUUUUUUUUUCUGAAUAACUAUUACCUCAUCUCAGAUUCCAAAUCCAUGAUACUUGUACCUUAGAUGUGUUAAUAUUACUAGUGAUAUAUUUCAAUGAAAACUGAGUGUAUGUAGAUGGCUUUCGACUUUAAUAGUGAUAUGGCUGAAUGUAUGCUAUUAUGAAACCCAUUUACAGUUCAAUCUAGCCUUCGUAGGUUCACGUUAAUACUGUAAAAGCACAGAGCAAUACAGGUUCAGUGAACCAAAUAUUGUGUUCUGGGUUUGAGAGUGUUAAAGUUAGUCGGGGAAUGCUAGUUGGUAAAUCAAAGUAUGUAGGCCUAUAUUUUAUGUGCUAUAUGAACCUGAGCAUCAUAGUGUUGUCAAUACAUGUACCUCUGAAAUUUCAUCUUUAUAGCAGCCUGAAAUAUUGUUUUUAUAGAUGCUUAAUUUAGAGUCUUUUUUGUGUGUGUGUGUGUGCAAAGCGUACCAUUACUAUACUGUAUUUUCAAUAGGAUCUUCUGUGGGUUAAGGUGUAGUUUCUAGUUAUCAAUCUGUAAACAUACAGGGUAAGUCUUCUCAAGAUAGUUCUAUUUGGGUCACAAAAAAUUAUCAAAUUUUAUUUUAUGUAUGCAUUUUCAACUGUACUAAUAUUGCAAAAAUUAUCAUGCUUUGUAUUGGAAUCCAGUCAUCAGAGAUUAUCAUUAUACCCAUGCAUGAUGACAUGUAUGUCAAGUAGAUGGUGAUCAUCAUAGGAGGUGGUUCCCAACACAUCAUGGCCCUGUAUUAACAUAAAGCUAAUAGCAAUUGGUCAUAGGGUUGAUUUCUACAAUUGAUUGCGUUAAUUGUUGUGUAUGAUCAAUCGUUAAAACUAGUCCCAUGAUAUGUCGAUUAAAGUUUUAUGUUGCUGGGCCCAUUGUGGGAGUCAAAGACUAGACUAUACAAACAGAUUCAACUUUAUAUAUAAAGCUUCAUCCUUACUGGUAAUCAUCUAAUCAAUAGCUCUGAUCUUGGCCAUUUUAUGAAAGCCCUCUAUCAAUGACAGUUUAAUCUCCUGUUACUGAAACUUUUGUUUAAAUGGCCAAGUGCAAAAUCAUUACAAUUUCUGGCAUGUUUAUUGAUCAUUGGCAAUUGUCCUGAAUAAAUUUUAGGAGAAGACUUUUGGUAGCAUUUUUGGUGAAUUGUAAAUAUGGGUUUUUAUGACUUGGAUAUUUUUGAUAGAUUUUUAUAGAUAUUAUUAUAUCAAUAUCGUGUAUAGCAUUUCUUUUAUAUUUAUGAAAAGGUCACCAAAGUAAUCUAAUUUUAUAAUACCAACAAUUUGGAAAUCAACUCCUAGCAUUUGAAACUGUGCAUAUAACAUUUUAAUUUUGUAUCAUCUUGUUAAUAUGAAGUUUGCAAUCAUGGUCAAUACAUUAGUAUUCUUCUUAUGA
This is a messenger RNA of Lytechinus pictus (painted urchin), 8792 nucleotides long. Its product is annotated as NACHT domain- and WD repeat-containing protein 1-like. The coding region runs from base 138 to 4823 and encodes 1561 amino acids. The transcript is spliced from 21 exons. The record is from RefSeq and is a predicted model, not a curated record. Lineage: Eukaryota; Metazoa; Echinodermata; Echinoidea; Temnopleuroida; Toxopneustidae. Gene Ontology annotation, molecular function: protein binding.